UAUCAGCCCAGUGUCUACCCAUCUUCUUAUCCCAUUGUCAAAAAGCAUAGCGGAAGUGCUAACCUCUUCUGGUAACCCAUGCGUCUUUAGGCCCAAGUCUUUAGGGCUUUUGCCGUAGAGGCCUUGGGCUUGGCUUGGUUCGUUAGAGUUGGCCGUGAGCACCGACCUCCGAUGGGGUUUUUGGGUUUUCUCCUUUGUCACCCUUUUUUCCCUCUUUUCCCUUUUUGCUUCGUCGGUAAGUGGGUGGAAGGUUCCCGAGCGACCCGCACGACAGACUUGACACAGGGCGGUCAGAUGAAGCUUAAAUUAAAGACAGCCGCAGCGCCAACAUCCUCCCAGUGCCGGCCGGAUGGUAACAUGACCGGACUUGGUGAACCGUGGCGCCGUAUGCCGUCCAGUCAGCCUUACAUAUCAACCAUAAACAGACUAAUGAACGCCAUGACGCGCAACGGGAGUAAGGGAUGGAUGACCAAACAUCUUUUUUUCUUUCUAUUCUCAUACCUUGCCUCUGCCCGUCCACCUCGGCAGGCAAAGCAUCGGACGUAGAGCCAGUCUGAAGCGUCCGUUGGCGAGAUAAAUGUAGCCUGAAACUGUAACGGGCAUGUAAGCUGAAAAGCUAUGUCGUUUGCUAUCGGCGCGUAAGACCCAUCUCGUCUGAA
Messenger RNA from Colletotrichum acutatum, 659 nucleotides. RefSeq lists its product as uncharacterized. The transcript has a single exon. The coding region runs from base 172 to 546 and encodes 124 amino acids. The record is from RefSeq and is a predicted model, not a curated record. NCBI's taxonomy places the organism in Eukaryota, Fungi, Ascomycota, Sordariomycetes, Glomerellales, Glomerellaceae.